This is a messenger RNA of Knipowitschia caucasica, 2178 nucleotides long. The record is from the annotation of a GenBank genome assembly. NCBI's taxonomy places the organism in Eukaryota, Metazoa, Chordata, Actinopteri, Gobiiformes, Gobiidae.
AUGUUGGGUUUGUGUUUUUUGGGGGGGGGUGGUUUUGUGGGGGUGGUGUGUUGGAGUGCUUGGUGGGGUUUUGGUGGGGGGGGGUGGGGUUGGUUUGUGGGGUUGGGGUGGGUGGGGUUGGGGAGGUUAGGUGGUGGGUGGGUGGGUGGGGUGGGUGGGGUGGUUGGGUGGGGGGGGGGGGGGGUUUGGGAGGGGGGUUUUGGUAUGUGGGGGUGGGGGGGGUGGGGUGGGUGGGGGGGGGGGGUGGGGGGGGGUUGGGUGGGUGGGUGGGUGGGGUGGGUGGUGUGGGGUGGGGUUAGGGGGGUGGUGGUGGUUUGGUGGGGGAGGGGUGUAGUGAUGGGGUUGGUUGGGGUGGGUGGGGGGUGGGUUUGGGUGGUGGGUGGGGUGGUGGGGGGUUGGGGUGGUAGGUUGGUGGUGUUGGUGUUUGGGUUGGAUGGGGGUGGUGGUGUUUGUGUUUUGGUGUUGGGGGGUGGGUGGGGGGGUGGGGGCUGGUGGUGUGUGUGGGUGGGGGUAGGUGUUGGAAGUGGGGUGUUGUGGUGUGAUGGCUGGUGGGGGGUGGGGGGGGGGGUGUGGGUGGGGGGGUGGGGGGGGGGGGGUUGUGGUGGUUUGAGGGGGGGAGUGGGUUUGUGUUGGUGGUGGGGUUGUGGUGGUGUGUGGGGGGGGGGUGUGAGGGUGUGUUUUGUGGGUUUGGGGGGUGUUUGGGGGGGUGGAGGGGGGGAUGGUGGUGGGGUAGGGGUUGUGUGUUGGUGUGUGGGGUGGGUGGUGGGUUGGGGUUGUGUGGGGGGGGGAUGGGGGGGGAGGGUUGGUUGCGGUGUUGUGGGGCGUGGUUGUGUGUGUGGGGUGUUGCUGCUUGGGUGGUGGGUUUGUUCUGUUGGGAGGUGUUGUGGGGUUAGGUUGGUUGAAUUGUGGUUGUUGGAGUGUUGGGGGGGUUGGGGGUGUGGUGGUGUGGGGGUGGUUGGUGGUUGGGGGUGGGUUUGUUGUUGGGGUGGGGGGGGUGUGUUGGGUUGGUGUUCGGUUUGUUGGUGGUUGGGGUUGGUGGGGGGUGGGGGGUUGUGUUUGGGGGGGGUGUUUUUGGUGCGGGUGAUGGGGUGUGGUGGGGUUGUGGUGGGGAUUGUGGGGGGUAGGUGGGGGGGGGGGUGUGGGGGGUGGGGGGGUGUGGUUGGGUUGGGAGGGGGGGGGGGGGGGGGGUGGGUGGUGGGGGGGGGUGGGGGGGGGUGGGGUGUGUGGGGGGGGGGGGUGGGUUGGGUGGUGGUGUGGUUGAGUGGGGGGGGGGGGGGGGGGUUGGGAGGGUGGGUGGGGGUGUGGGUUUGUGAGGGGGGGGGCGGGGUGGGGUUGGGUGGUUGGGGGGGGGGGGUGGGGGGGGGUGGGGCGGGGGGGGGGGUGGGGUGCGGGGGGGGGGGUGGGGGUGGGUGGGGGGGUUGUGGGGGCUGGGUGGGGGGGGGACGGGUGGGAUGUGGUGGGGGGGGUGGAGGGGGGGGGGUGGGGUGGGGGGGGGUGGGGGGGGGGGUGGGGGUGGGUGGGGGGGUGUGGGUGGGGGUGGGGGGUGGGGGUGGUUUGGUGUGGUUGUUUGGGUGGGGGGGGGGGUGGGGGGGGGUGGUGGGUGGGGGGUGGGGGGGGGGGGGUGUGUGGUGUUGGGGGUGGUGGGGUGGGUGUGGGGUGGGUUGGUGGGGGGGGGGUAUGUGGGUGGGGGGGGUGUGGGUGGGGGGUGGUGGUGGGGUGGUGGGGGGGGGGGGAUGGUGGGGGGGGGUUGGGGGGUGUGGGGGGUGGGUGGGGGGGGAGGGGUUGGGGGUGUGUGGGUGUGUGUGUGGUUGGAGGGGGGGGGGUGUGGUGUGUAUUUUGGUUUGGGGGGGGUUGUGUGUGUGGGAUGGUGGGGGGGGGGGUGGGUUUGGUGGUUUGGGUUGUGUGUUGUGUGGGUGUGUGUGUGGGUGGGGUGGUGGGGGGGUGGGUGUGGUUGUUGUUGUUGGUUUGUGUUUUGGGGGGGUGUGUGGUGUGGUGUUUGGUGGUGUGGGGGUUUUGUGGGGGUGGGGUGUCGGGUAUUUGGUUUGGGUGGUGUUGAUUGUUGUGGUGGGUGGGUUUUGUUGGUUUUGGGGUUGUGUUGGGGUUGGUUGGGUUGUUGGUGUGUGUGUGUUGUUUUUUUGUUGGUUGUUGUGUGUUUUGAUUUUGGUGUGUUUUUUGUGA